Molecule: messenger RNA, 1419 nt
Organism: Cladophialophora psammophila CBS 110553
Lineage: Eukaryota; Fungi; Ascomycota; Eurotiomycetes; Chaetothyriales; Herpotrichiellaceae
Exons: 2
Coding region: 1-1419 (472 amino acids)
Source: RefSeq, a predicted model, not a curated record
AUGCCUUUAGGUUGUUGCCGUCGAGGCCUCGACAUCUUUCUUCGCCCCAAGCAGGGACGCAUAUUCAAAUGCCACCAAAAGAAACUCUUUGCCUCGGCCUCGAUCUCAGAGCCAUGGAAACACCAUAGUAUUGAGCUGCCAGUUGGAGUGAGUGGCCGUGUCAAGCUGGAUGUCUUUUCGCCUGAUAGACGUGCUGCGGAGGGCCAUGGGCCACGAAAUCUCCUCGUUCACCUCCCUCCCGGUCCUUCCAUCGACGCAAAUGAAACCCCGUCUAUCGAGGUUCUCCCUCAGCUGCAACAUAGCUUCCCACCGUCAACGUCGCUAGUAUCGAUAAAUUACAGGCUAGGGUAUGGCAUAGACUCAGCAAUUUUGCCAAAGGAGUCGACAUGCUUCCCAGUCCCCAUCCACGACGUCUCAACCGCAUUCGACUAUCUCACAUCUCCAACUUCUCCAUACAACGCAGACUACGAAGAAGCACCAAAGAUAUGUCUCUUGGGGAGCAAUAUAGGCGGUGCGCUUGCGACAAUGCUGGCGCUGACGGAGCCGAACGCCAUCCACGCUCUCGCGGUGGUUGAACCAAUGAUAGAUUGGGCGGGAUUGGACGAUAUUGUUGAACAGCUGCGCACUGCUGAGACGUCAUCUCCUAUAUCACAGAAGAGGCAGAAGCAGAAUGCCACAACCCGCCGUGGUGUAAAGAACCAGUCGGUCCGUGCUGCGGCGGCAGAGUUGAUUAAGCUGCGUGCGAAGCUCUUCAAGACGCCAUCCGCUUACUUCGACCCAUUUGCGAGUCCGAUGUUGUUCCUCCGCGCCCCGGGCAAAGACACACCUUCAGCAACGUCGGUAACAGACCAGUUGGUCCAUGAGGCAGGUUUGGAUCUGCUCAAUGGUUACGGGGACGACGACUCGCAACAGUCCGGCUCUUCAACACUGACGGGACUAUCUGCCUCCUCUCACAAUGUAACCGAAACUUCAAGUGAUGAAAAUGACACCGGACCAGAUUUGACGCCCAAGACACAACCCCGCCGCCGCAAAGUCCUCAGGCGCUGGCCCGCUGUCGGUCUUCCCGAAUCCGUCACAUUGCCUCAUGUGAAGAUCUUCGUGGCAUCUCAAACGGGGCAAGAUGCUCAUCCGGUCAGCUCGGAGGCAGAAGAUCUUGCCAGGGGUCAUGCAGCGCUGAUGCGAGCCCAAGGACUCGAAAUGGCCGAGUUGAUGCGGCGCGCUUGUUUUCUGGGUCGAGAGAAGAGCUUUGCGGAGGAGCAUGUCCGAGUUCAUGAACGACAGACCAUAGAUGAGCUUGAGCAACAGCCCGAGCACCAAAUUCAGAAGUGCGCUGUACAACCGCAGGGAGAGAAGGCGCAGACGAAAGCAAAACUGCAAGAUGCCAUUGAAUGGGUUGCGGGCAUGUUUGCGAGAGAGUGA